AUUAACCACAACCUCAUUUUUGAAGGAAAGAUAUACUUAAAUUAUGAAUUAGUGCACGUUUGCAAAUGUUUUGCGAUUAGCAAAAGUUAUUUAAAAGAAUUGAUAUUUUAGCUUCCAGAUAAUUCCCAUUAAGUAUACGAUGCCUUUAGCCACAGAAUUAAAUGGAAAUAAAAAUAAUCCAGCAAUGUUGAAACUCCAUAUUGCACGUAAUUAUAGCAAAAUUGACUCCGUUAUUAGUUUUAACAAAAAGGAACAUCCCACUUUGGAAGAGAGUAAAUGGGUGCCUCAUAUUAAACUGGACAAUGAUAGGAUAAUAUUUACUCCUAACGCCGCACUUUGGUAUUUAUUUCAGCCUUCAACCGAAUAUUCAGAUAAAGUGAAUGAGUAUCUUGAACUAGAUUCAACAUUAUUGUCACCAAGUUUGGCCCAUGUCUUAGGCAGUAAUUUGGAAUCUGACAAAUAUAAGAGUUUGUUAACUAAUGUUCUUAAAAAACUGAAUGCUGAUCUCCUAAAUAAGUCUGUUCUUGUUGGAGAUGAUGUAACAGCAGCAGAUAUAUCAUUAUGGAGCACUCUGUUUCCUUUAUAUAGGUCAGAGAAGCUAAAUAAAGAUUACCUCUCAGAUAAUCCUAACCUAGUGAGUUGGAUUCAAAAAUUAGAGCUCAUUGCUGAAUUUAAGAAUGCUGUGUCUGCAAUUUUUCCACCCGGUUUCAAUAUUGGGGAAUCCUCCUAUCAAAUAUUGCUCCAAAGCAGUAAAUUCUUUUUUUCAAAUUUUGUAAAACAUAAAAAAGAGUUUUCUUAUGAGACAGAUGUUCAGAAAAAUGAAAUUGAUUCUAUCUCAGUCGAAGAACUUGAAGCUGCCGCGAAGGCUUGGCAAAAAACAGGAGAUCAAUUACCCAAACUAAAAACACCAGAAACAAUAAUCGUUCCUAAGACAAAUGAAAAAAACAUUUUUAUCACCUCGGCACUGCCAUAUGUAAACAAUGUCCCUCAUCUAGGUAAUAUUAUUGGAUGUGUACUCUCCGCUGAUGUGUUUGCAAGAUUCUGUCGAUUGUGCAACUACAACACAAUUUUUGUCAGUGGCACUGAUGAAUAUGGCACUGCCACUGAAACAAAGGCCUUAGAGGAAGGAUUGUCAUGUCAAGCAAUUUGUGAUAAGUAUUACAAAAUUCAUGAGGAAAUCUAUAAAUGGUUUAACAUCAGUUUUGAUACUUUUGGAAGGACAUCAGCACCAGAACAGAAAGAGUUAGUUCAGGAGCUAUUCUUAGAAUUAAACCACAAUGGUUUUAUGUUUACUCAGUCAGUGGAGCAGCUACAUUGCGAGAAAUGUAAUCGUUACUUAGCUGACAGAUUUGUAGAAGGUGGAUGUCCAAAUAUUGGUUGUACUUAUCUGGAUGCCCGUGGUGAUCAAUGUGAUGGCUGUGGAAAAUUGGUCAAUGCUGUGGAAUUGAAAAAUCCUCGUUGUAAAGUUUGUGGAAAUACUCCAAAAUUGACAACAUCCAACCAAUUUUUUAUUGACUUACCUAAAUUGGAACCACUGUUGCAUCACUGGUUAAAAUUUUCCAGUCCUGGAUGGUCUUACAAUGCAGAUGUUAUAACUCGAUCUUGGUUAAAAGAAGGUCUUAAGCCUAGGUGUAUUACUAGGGAUUUAAAGUGGGGUGUACCUGUUCCAAUAGAUGGAUAUAGGGAUAAGGUUUUUUAUGUGUGGUUUGACGCUCCGAUCGGAUACAUGUCGAUAACAAAAUCAUAUACCAAAGAUUUUGAAAAAUGGUGGAAACCUUCAAAAAAUACUGAGAUUACAUUGUAUCAGUUUAUGGCGAAAGAUAAUGUUCCCUUUCACUCAGUAUUGUUUCCCGCAAUGUUAUUGGGUGUUAAUAAAGGAUAUUUAACGGUGUCCCAUAUUUGGGCAACAGAGUACUUAAAUUACGAAGAUGGCAAAUUUUCAAAGUCUCGUGGGGUUGGUGUAUUUGGAAAUGAUGCAAGGAAUACUGGAAUACCCAGUGAUGUAUGGAGAUUUUAUUUACUUUCUAUUAGACCAGAGACGCAAGAUUCAAGCUUUAGUUGGAUAGAUUUAGUAACAAAAAACAACUCUGAAUUAUUAAACAAUUUAGGAAACUUUGUCAAUAGGGCUCUUGUUUUUGCUAAAAAUAGUUUUGGCAAACAAAUUCCGAACAUGGAGCUGACUCAGGAAGAUUUUUCUUUAUUGGCUCUUUGUACUAGGGAAUUUAAAAGCUACACGUCGUCUUUGGAAAAGGGAAAAUUAAGAGAUGGUCUUAAGUACAUUCUUCAGAUCUCAAAACAUGGAAAUCAGUAUAUACAAGUGAACCAGCCAUGGGUUUUAGUUAAAGGGAGCAAGACAGAUAAGUCAAGGGCUGGAACAGUGGUUGGUGUAUGCUGCAAUUUGGCUUGUCUUAUUGCCACUUUGAUAGAGCCAUAUAUGCCAGAUACUAGUGCAAACCUGAAGAGACAGUUGAAUUGUAAAAGUUUUGUUAUUGAUCCCAGUAAUCCAGAAAUAGUGAACCUUUUACCGGCUGGUCAUCAGUUAGACAAUCCUGCACCCUUGUUCACCAAAAUUGAACCUUCAGUGGUUGAGGAACUGAGAAAAAAAUUCGCUGGAAAACAAGAAACUAAAUUGCCUUCUCAAACAGAUGUUGAUAUUGGAAACCUCGAACAACAAAUUGUUCUACAAGGUGAUAAAGUUAGAUUACUUAAAUCAAGUGGUGCCGACAAAAGUGUUUGGCAGCCUGAAGUUCAAACUUUGCUUGAACUUAAGAAGAAAAUGGAGACUGUUAAAAAACAAACAAAGUCGAAAGUGAUGAAUAAUACAAAAACUGAAACUGUGGACGGACGUGGGAAUGAUAUAGAAAUAGAAAAUUUAGAAGAGAAAAUUGCCAAGCAGGGUUCUGUAGUAAGGAAACUUAAAGAAAGCGGUGCUGAAAAAUCAGUGUGGCUGCCUGAGGUUAAUAAGUUGUUGGCGUUUAAAACUGAAUUGGCUGCUGUGACAGGUGUUCCCAUCCAGGCCAAUCAGACUAAUAAAAAAAGUAAAAACAUUUAUCGCCGUAAAUGAAAAGAAAAGUUAUGACAAAUCUGGAAAUUUACAAAUGGUUGCAUAUUUUCCUGUUUUUUGUUCUCUCGUUGAACACUGUAUUAAUGAAAUUGGUGCUUUUGGAUGUAACAUUAUUUAUUUCCUUUUCACUAUUUAUUUGAUUGUCAAUUUUGUAUGUAAAGCCUUAUGUCGA
Molecule: messenger RNA, 3236 nt
Organism: Cylas formicarius (sweet potato weevil)
Lineage: Eukaryota; Metazoa; Arthropoda; Insecta; Coleoptera; Brentidae
Gene: MetRS
Product: methionine--tRNA ligase, cytoplasmic
Exons: 15
Coding region: 140-3064 (974 amino acids)
Biological process (GO): methionyl-tRNA aminoacylation
Cellular component (GO): aminoacyl-tRNA synthetase multienzyme complex; cytosol
Molecular function (GO): methionine-tRNA ligase activity; ATP binding
Source: RefSeq, a predicted model, not a curated record